Molecule: messenger RNA, 130 nt
Organism: Racocetra persica
Lineage: Eukaryota; Fungi; Glomeromycota; Glomeromycetes; Diversisporales; Gigasporaceae
Source: the annotation of a GenBank genome assembly
UGGCAAAAUCUUAAGGAUCAAUGUGUGUGGGUUAGUAGUAGAUACUCUUACGACGUUCACCACCCAACACACCUUUGCGGCACUACUUCCACAGUACUCAAGAUACUAGAGAAUGAUUCCACACAGACAG